Messenger RNA from Aspergillus ruber CBS 135680, 498 nucleotides. RefSeq lists its product as uncharacterized. Bases 116 to 289 code for a protein of 57 amino acids. The transcript has a single exon. The record is from RefSeq and is a predicted model, not a curated record. Lineage: Eukaryota; Fungi; Ascomycota; Eurotiomycetes; Eurotiales; Aspergillaceae.
ACUUGUCUGGAGUACGAAGUGUUGCAGGUUGGAGAAAGAGUCAUGAAUUAUAGGUCUAUGAUACUUCCAGAGUCGGCUUUCUUGCACCUGGAAAAUCAGCUGGUUAUUAGGUCAAAUGGUUAAAAAGAGACGUGGAAUGCUGGAGAUCUUCGUUCUUCAUACUCAUACUGGCUAUGCAGCAUUACAACACAAGGCUAUGCUUUUUACAGCGUGCAAGUGCAUGCUCCAUGCAGAGUGCAGAACUCUCUGCUCACAUGAGUAUGAAUGUAAAAUCAUUACAAGUACAUGACAUGUCAAGAUCAAUAUUCCACUAUUUGCUCAUUGCAUGCAUUUACAUGCAGUACUAGUUACAGGAGGCAUAGACUAAACUAGACCAGUCACUCAGCCCAAGAUGCACCUCUCAGCCUGACAGACAAGAUCUUGGCAGGCUCCACCGUCUUGCAAAGGACCGGCUCGACUGACGCACCGCUCGUUGAGACAUACAAAACCGACUGUUCA